AAAAGCUACACCUCAAACCAAAGCCCUACAGCGCUGCUGUUCGGAUGGGAGCUGUUCGGGCUCAGCCUGGGGCACCACCCGGCGAGUUCCGUCCCAUGCAGGUCGCCCCUUGCGUGUUUCGGGGCGCAGCGACCACAGUUCCAAGCAGCUAUGGGGGUGUUUUGCGUGACGGGACCGCCGUGGGGUCACCCCGCUGCUCUGGAGCCGCUCAGCCCCCUCUCUUCCCAGCAGGAGGCUUGAGCAAGGCGGGGGUCUGUUUGUCCCAACGCGCCCGUGCGCGGUCGGCACCGUCUCCCCCGCACCUGCUCCGUCCCCGCCCGCCCCCGCCGUCGUUGCCGAGAGACUGAGCGCGGCCGCCGCCGGGCGGGCCCCGCCGCCGCGAUCCAGCGCGGGAGGGCGGCGUGCGGGGCUGGCACAGCACCGUAACACCCCGCACACCCGCGGGGACCCCUCCCGACCGCGCCAUGAAAGGAGAUGCUGGCGUACUCCUGGUAACAUCAGAGACAUAUUUCUAGGAAGGAUGAGGAUUUUUGAUGGCCUUUAUGUGCAAACGUACCUUUUAAGUCAGCUAUGAUUUGGAGGUUUCAUGAUUGUAGAUAACAAAAGUUAACUUCAGGAUGCUAAAAAGGAAACAAAGUUCAAGGGUGGAAGCCCAGCCAGUUACGGAUUUUGGUCCUGAUGAAUCUUUGUCAGACAACGCAGAUAUUCUAUGGAUUAACAAACCAUGGGUACACUCUUUACUACGAAUCUGUGCCAUCAUCAGUGUUAUUUCUGUUUGUAUGAACACUCCAAAGACCUUCGAGCAUUAUCCGCCUCUCCAGUAUGUGACAUUUGCUCUUGAUACUUUGUUGAUGUUUCUUUACACUGCAGAGAUGAUAGCAAAAAUGCACAUCCGUGGGAUAGUUAAGGGUGAUAGCUCCUAUGUAAAGGAUCGUUGGUGUGUGUUUGAUGGAUUCAUGGUCUUUUGUCUUUGGGUGUCACUGGUUUUACAGGUGUUUGAAAUUGCUGAAAUAGUUGACCAGAUGUCACCUUGGGGCAUGCUGCGGAUUCCACGACCGCUCAUUAUGAUUCGAGCAUUCCGGAUAUAUUUUCGUUUUGAGCUGCCAAGAACUAGGAUAACAAAUAUUUUGAAGCGUUCUGGAGAGCAAAUCUGGAGCGUUUCAAUUUUUCUUCUGUUCUUUCUUCUCCUAUAUGGGAUCCUGGGAGUGCAAAUGUUUGGAACUUUUACGUACCAUUGUGUGACCGACGACACGCAACCAGGAAAUGUAACCUGGAAUAAUUUAGCUAUCCCAGACACCCACUGUUCCAGAGAGCUAGAAGAAGGUUACCAGUGCCCACCGGGAUUUAAAUGCAUGGACCUUGAAGAUCUGGGACUAAGCAGGCAAGAGCUGGGCUACAGUGGCUUUAAUGAGAUAGGCACAAGCAUAUUUACUGUUUAUGAAGCUGCUUCUCAGGAAGGCUGGGUGUUCCUCAUGUACCGAGCAAUCGACAGCUUUCCCCGAUGGCGUUCAUAUUUCUAUUUCAUCACCUUAAUUUUCUUUCUGGCCUGGCUUGUUAAGAAUGUUUUCAUUGCAGUCAUCAUUGAAACGUUUGCAGAAAUUAGAGUGCAGUUCCAGCAGAUGUGGGGGUCCAGGAGCAGCACUACUUCAACUGCUACAACCCAGAUGUUUCAUGAAGAUGCUGCUGGAGGUUGGCAGCUUGUGGCUGUUGAUGUGAAUAAACCACAAGGCAGAGCUCCUGCAUGUCUACAGAAAAUGAUGAGGUCAUCUGUGUUUCAUAUGUUCAUACUAAGCAUGGUUGCUGUCGAUGUGAUUGUUGCUGCUAGUAACUACUACAAAGGAGAAAAUUUCAAGAGACAAUAUGAUGAAUUUUACCUAGCUGAGGUUGCUUUCACAGUUCUGUUUGAUUUAGAAGCUCUCCUGAAGAUCUGGUGUUUGGGUUUCACAGGAUACAUCAGCUCAUCUCUUCACAAGUUUGAGUUGCUGCUUGUAAUUGGAACUACUCUCCAUAUUUAUCCAGACCUCUAUCACUCUCAAUUUACAUAUUUUCAGGUUCUUAGAGUAGUUCGGCUUAUAAAGAUUUCUCCUGCUUUGGAGGAUUUUGUGUAUAAGAUAUUUGGACCAGGAAAAAAACUUGGGAGUUUGGUAGUAUUUACUGCCAGCCUGUUAAUCGUAAUGUCAGCAAUCAGUUUACAGAUGUUUUGCUUUGUGGAAGAACUGGAUAGAUUUACAACCUUUCCACGGGCAUUCAUGUCAAUGUUUCAGAUUCUCACACAGGAAGGAUGGGUGGAUGUCAUGGAUCAGACACUGAAUGCUGUAGGACAUAUGUGGGCACCAGUAGUUGCUAUUUAUUUUAUACUGUAUCAUCUUUUUGCUACUCUGAUUCUACUCAGCUUGUUCGUUGCUGUUAUUUUGGACAACUUGGAACUCGAUGAAGAUCUAAAGAAACUUAAACAACUAAAGCAAAGUGAAGCUAAUGCAGAUACAAAGGAGAAGCUUCCGUUGCGUCUACGCAUCUUUGAAAAAUUUCCAAACAGGCCACAAAUGGUGAAAAUCUCCAAGCUUCCUUCAGAUUUCACAGUUCCAAAAAUAAGGGAAAGUUUUAUGAAGCAGUUUAUUGACCGUCAGCAACAAGAUACCAGCUGUUUGCUGCGAAGACUUCCUUCAGCAUCUUCUUCCUCAUGUGACCACUCUAAAAGAUCAGCAAUUGAAGAAAACAAAUAUAUUGAUCAAAAGCUCCGUAAAUCUGUUUUCAGCAUCAGAGCAAGAAAUCUUCUGGAAAAAGAGACGGCAAUCAAUAAAAUUCUGAGGGCCUGCACUAGACAACGCAUGCUGAGUGGAUCAUUUGAGGGGCAGCCAGCAAAGGAAAGGUCAAUACUUAGUGUCCAGCAUCAUAUACGACAAGAACGCAGGUCACUGAGACAUGGUUCCAACAGCCAGAGAAUCAGCAGAGGAAAAUCUCUUGAAACGUUGACUCAAGAUCACUCUAACACAGUGAGAUACAGAAAUGCACAGAGAGAAGACAGUGAGAUAAAGAUGAUCCAAGAAAAAAAGGAACAAGCUGAAAUGAAAAGGAAAGUCCAGGAGGAGGAGCUGCGAGAGAAUCAUCCAUAUUUUGAUAAACCUCUUUUCAUAGUUGGUCGUGAGCACAGAUUCAGGAAUUUCUGCCGAGUGGUGGUACGAGCUCGCUUUAAUGCUUCUAAAACAGAUCCUGUUACUGGAGCUGUGAAAAAUACCAAAUACCAUCAGCUUUAUGACUUGCUGGGUUUGGUUACUUACCUGGACUGGGUCAUGAUCAUUGUUACUAUAUGCUCCUGCAUUUCCAUGAUGUUCGAAUCCCCUUUUAGAAGAGUUAUGCAUGCUCCAACGCUCCAGAUUGCUGAAUAUGUUUUUGUAAUAUUCAUGAGCAUUGAGCUUAAUCUGAAGAUUAUGGCAGAUGGCUUGUUUUUUACACCAACAGCUGUCAUUAGGGACUUUGGAGGCGUUAUGGACAUAUUUAUAUAUCUUGUGAGUUUGAUAUUCCUGUGCUGGAUGCCUCAGAAUGUCCCUGCCAAAUCCGGAGCUCAGCUCUUAAUGGUACUCCGCUGCCUCCGACCUCUUCGAAUUUUCAAACUAGUCCCUCAGAUGAGAAAAGUGGUGCGAGAGCUGUUUAGUGGCUUUAAGGAAAUUUUUUUGGUUUCUAUUCUUUUGCUGACUUUAAUGCUUGUUUUUGCAAGCUUUGGAGUGCAGCUCUUUGCUGGAAAACUGGCCAAAUGCAAUGAUCCUCACAUCAUCUCUAGGGAAGAUUGUCAUGGCAUCUUCAGAAUAAAUGUAAGUGUUUCCAAAAACCUCAAUUUGAAGUUAAGACCUGGAGAGAAAAAGCCUGGAUUUUGGGUGCCACGAGUCUGGGCAAAUCCUCGGAAUUUUAAUUUUGACAAUGUGGGCAAUGCAAUGCUGGCACUAUUCGAAGUUCUUUCAUUAAAAGGCUGGGUGGAAGUCAGAGAUGUUAUCAUUCAUCGAGUUGGGCCGAUCCAUGGAAUCUACAUUCAUGUUUUUGUAUUUCUUGGCUGCAUGAUUGGACUGACCCUUUUUGUUGGAGUUGUCAUCGCUAAUUUUAAUGAAAACAAGGGGACAGCUUUACUGACCGUAGAUCAGAGACGAUGGGAAGAUCUGAAAAGCAGACUGAAGAUAGCACAACCUCUUCAUCUCCCACCUCGUCCGGAUAAUGAUGGCUUUAGAGCUAAGAUGUAUGACAUAACUCAGCAUCCAUUCUUCAAGAGAACUAUUGCUGUACUUGUUCUGGCACAGUCCGUGUUGUUAUCAGUUAAGUGGGAUGCUGCAGAUCCAGUGACUGUACCCUUAGCAACAAUGUCCGUUGUUUUCACCUUCAUUUUUGUCCUUGAGGUCACGAUGAAGAUUAUUGCAAUGUCACCUUCUGGCUUCUGGCAAAGCAGAAGAAAUCGAUAUGAUCUCUUGGUGACAUCUCUUGGAGUUAUAUGGGUGAUACUUCACUUUGCCUUACUGAAUGCGUACACAUACAUGAUGGGGGCAUGUGUAAUUGUCUUCAGGUUUUUCUCAAUUUGUGGAAAGCACGUGACACUAAAAAUGUUGCUCCUUACUGUGGUUGUCAGCAUGUACAAGAGUUUCUUCAUCAUAGUGGGAAUGUUCUUACUGCUUCUUUGUUAUGCUUUUGCUGGAGUGGUUUUAUUUGGUACAGUGAAAUAUGGAGAGAACAUUAACAGGCAUGCAAAUUUUUCAUCAGCUGGCAAGGCUAUUACCGUACUCUUCAGAAUAGUUACUGGAGAAGACUGGAACAAAAUUAUGCAUGAUUGCAUGGUUCAGCCUCCAUUUUGCACACCAGAUAACAGCACUUACUGGAAAACAGACUGUGGAAAUUAUGCUGGUGCUCUUAUGUAUUUCUGUUCUUUCUAUGUCAUCAUUGCAUACAUCAUGCUAAAUUUGCUUGUUGCUAUCAUUGUGGAGAAUUUCUCGUUGUUUUACUCAACCGAAGAAGACCAGCUUCUAAGUUAUAAUGAUCUUAGGCAUUUUCAAAUUAUAUGGAACAUGGUUGAUGACAAAAGAGAGGGGGUAAUCCCUACCUUCCGAGUGAAAUUUCUGCUGAGGCUUCUGCGAGGCAGGCUGGAGGUCGAUCUCGACAAGGACAAGCUGCUGUUCAAGCACAUGUGCUAUGAAAUGGAGCGGCUCCACAAUGGUGGUGAUGUCACUUUUCAUGAUGUGCUCAGUAUGCUUUCAUAUAGGUCUGUUGAUAUCAGAAAAAGUCUUCAACUGGAAGAGCUGCUUGCUAGGGAACAACUGGAAUAUACGAUAGAAGAGGAGGUGGCCAAACAGACCAUACGCAUGUGGCUGAAGAAGUGCUUGAAGCGAAUCAGAGCAAAACAACAGCAGUCGUGCAGCAUCAUCCAUAGUCUGCGAGAGAGUCAACAGCAGGAGUUGAGCCGAUUUCUAAAUCCUCCCAGCAUUGAGACAACACAGCCAAGUGAAGAUAUGAAUGCUAUUAAUCAAGAUAACAGUGCACAGCCAGAGACGAGUAGCCAGCAGCAGCUCCUUAGCCCCACACUUUCUGACAGAGGUGGCUAUCGACAAGACUCUGGAGAUGCUGGGAAACCUCAGCGUAAAUUUGGACAAUGGCGCUUGCCAUCAGCCCCCAAACCACUAAGCCAUUCAGUGUCUUCAGUCAACCUCCGUUUUGGUGGACGUUCAACUAUGAAAUCUGUUGCAUGCAAAAUGAAUCCCAUGUCUGAUGCUGCUUCUUGUGGAUCAGAAGUCAAGAAAUGGUGGACAAGACAAUUAACUGUGGAGAGUGAUGAGAGUGGAGAGGACCUUCUUGACAUCUGAGAAACAUUUAAGUCAUACUACAACAACAACAACCACUUCAAGUACAGUCUAAUUUUCUAUAUUUAGAAUUAAAGACACUGUGUGAUGUACAAUUUCUUUAAAAUCAAUGUCAUAAAUUUUUUCUAUGCUUAUCCUUCUGCCAUAUGAAGCAUAGCACACAUUUAGGUGUUAGAAUUGACCUCUAUAGGCACUAACUGUACUUUAAGAAACCUGUAUACUAUAGCAGUACUAACAAAGCCAGAAAGACUAUAUUGCCUUUAGCAGACAGAAUAUUGAAAGAUUUCAUGUGGUCUGUAGAAUCAUAGUGAAAAUAUAUUUUGAUAUACACACCUCUGUGUUUUUCUUCAACCUAUACUGUACUUUAAAGUGGCAACACUUUACAAUGCAGGGGUAAUGUAUUUCAUCUUGUGUUUUCACUCAGUUCUUAUUUAGUAACGUUGCUUUAGAAAGAUUUUAUUAUUCACAAAUGACCUGAAGAGGUCAGCACUGACUUCAUGUUCAAGGGAAGUAUUUUUACAAAGUAGAGAUUCUAAAUUACAAUUCUAAGCUUUUUCUGGACCUUUUUUUUAAAUAUGCAAGAUACAGCAUAACUCAUUUUAAAAUCAGAAGGUGAAGGAUUGGCUUUUAAAAUGUAAAUAUCUUUGAGGUUUGGUUAAUUAUGCAAAGAGCUUGAUUUUCAUAGAGAAAACAGGGAAAAAAACCAAGAAAAAAAUACAUGAAAACUGUGCAUUUAAGCAUCCAGCAAAAGACCUCCACUUAAAAAACAUGGGUUUAUGCUUCAUUUUCAGAAUAUACUGGCUACAUAUAAGUGCAGUGUCAUUAUUCUCCUGUCAAUUGGGUCCCGUUUCCUUGUGUAGUUGUAAAAUAAUUUUCUUCUUGUCUGUGAUAAAAAUUAGCAUGUUGGGGAUUCUAAUUACAGAAUAGUAUUGUAUGUCUUUAAAAAUACAUUCAGUUUUGCCUGUAUAGGUAGAAGUAAAUUUUACUUACCCAUGUUACUUCUCAUGCUACAGCCCUGCAAAGCUAAGGCAUGACAUGUACUGAGGUUAAGUACCUUUGUCCCUUUUAUCCCGAUGCAUCAUAUUUUGAGAUGUUAGCCUUCAUUUAUUUUACGAACCACUAAUAGUGCUACAUUAUCGCCGGUGAAAAAGCAGCUAUUGCUUUCAUAAAAGUUUUUCCAGUGAAAAGCCAAUGCUAUACAGAUAUGGAGGUAGAGAACAAAAGCCACGAAAUGCAACAGCGUUUGUUAGUUUCAGAAUUUAAGGCUGUCAGAAAAUGUGGGGUAAAAAUGUGCCCUUCCCUCAGGGAAGAAUUAAGAGUUUGCAGAUUUUGUUCCUUGUCCCCCAACUGGGUUUUUUAGCAUAGCUGGGACCUUUGUGUUACCUUUGUUUCCUAUGGAAAUGAUAGUUUGCUCUAACAUGGCCUGAUGUGAGAUCUUCUAAGAGGCUCACAGUUUAUUUACAUCACCAGUUCAAAAACAUAUCCUUUCAAAAGCAGACAAAAGCCAGUGUUUUGAAAAAUUUUUCUUGCCAAGAUAUUAAUGUAGAACAGUCACAACACAACAGUGAAAACACACAGAUGCCUUCACCAAAAAUGCAAAAUUAGUUUUGGCCAUGAAAUACAGUUUUCUUGGCAUCUAUCAAUGUUUUGUUCCCAGUGUAUGGUUGAACAUUGUUUAGAUUUUUUUCUAAAGUAGUCAUACUGAACACGUCUGUAUUUUCUGGGUGUUUUAUGUGGUUUGGGGUAUAUUUAAGUUUAAAUCGAGUCAAAUGUAACUCUAUAGUAACAGAAUGUGUGCAUUCUCUUGUUUACUAGAUUAUGAACCAUCAACAAAACUUCAUAUGCAAAUCCAUUGUGUUCUGUUUUGUGCUUAAGUUAAGCUUUUGUAUAUACGAUAAAAAGAUAAAUAUUGGAUUUAUAAAAGAUAGUAUCUUUGAAAGUUCAAUAAUAUAUUGAACUGCAGAUCACUCUUGCUGCAAACCUUCUUUUUAAAAAAUCUGACAAACAUUUUUUCCUUGCCUUUCAAUACACUGUCAAUAAAAGUGAGUUGCUUUAAACAAUA
Messenger RNA from Neopelma chrysocephalum (saffron-crested tyrant-manakin), 7893 nucleotides. RefSeq names its product sodium leak channel, non-selective (gene NALCN). The record is from RefSeq and is a predicted model, not a curated record. The coding region runs from base 618 to 5834 and encodes 1738 amino acids. Gene Ontology annotation, cellular component: membrane. Gene Ontology annotation, molecular function: monoatomic cation channel activity. The transcript has 45 exons. Gene Ontology annotation, biological process: monoatomic ion transport; transmembrane transport. Lineage: Eukaryota; Metazoa; Chordata; Aves; Passeriformes; Pipridae.